Messenger RNA from Chlorocebus sabaeus (green monkey), 921 nucleotides. The record is from RefSeq and is a predicted model, not a curated record. NCBI's taxonomy places the organism in Eukaryota, Metazoa, Chordata, Mammalia, Primates, Cercopithecidae.
AGAAAGAAAAGAAAAAAAGAAAAGGAAACGAAGAAAGAACGGAAGAAAAAGGCCAGUCUGCGCAGCUGACUGCCUCUCCCGCCGCAGCCGCGGGGCCUCAUGGAAGGCGGGGAGGACCACAGAGCGGGCGCCACAGUGCAGGGCCCCGAGGGGCGGCCGGCGCCGGAAGCCAGGGUGCACUUCCGCGUGGCGAGGUUCAUCAUGGAGGCAGGUAUCAAGCUAGGGAUGCGGUCCAUUCCCAUUGCCACUGCUUGCACCAUUUACCGUAAGUUUUUCUGCGAGACCAAUCUGGACGCCUAUGACCCUUACCUGAUUGCCAUGUCUUCCAUUUACUUGGCCGGCAAAGUGGAAGAGCAGCGCCUGCGGACUCGUGACAUCAUCAAUGUGUCCAACAGGUACUUCAACCCAAGCGGUGAGCCCCUGGAAUUGGACUCCCGCUUCUGGGAGCUCCGGGACAGCAUUGUGCAGUGUGAGCUUCUCAUACUGAGAAGUAUGCGCUUCCAGGUCUUCCAGCAUCCACACAAGUACCUGCUCCACUACCUGGUUUCCCUCAGGAAUUGGCUGAACCACCACAGCUGGCAGCGGACCCCCGUUGCCGUCACUGUCUGGGCCCUGCUGCAGGACAGCUACCACCGGGGGCUGUGCCUCCGCUUCCAGGCCCAGCACAUUGCCGUGGCGGUGCUCUACCUGGCCCUGCAGGCCUGUGGAGUCGAGGUGCCUGCCGAGGUCGAGGCUGAGAAGCCGUGGUGGCAGAUUUAUACUGUAGACACAGAGAUUCCCCUAAGGCCCUGGCCAGGCCUGCCCAAAGAGAAGCCCAGGAUGGUCAGCUGCCUGGGGACACUGCCACCACAUCGCCAUGAUGGCUGGUCCCCAGAGGACCAGCUGGGAGGACUGAUUGUGCUGCUGGAGAAGGGCUGGUGA